This is a messenger RNA of Plutella xylostella (diamondback moth), 2490 nucleotides long. Its product is annotated as acyl-coenzyme A oxidase 1. Gene Ontology annotation, cellular component: peroxisome. Gene Ontology annotation, molecular function: fatty acid binding; FAD binding; acyl-CoA oxidase activity. The record is from RefSeq and is a predicted model, not a curated record. Lineage: Eukaryota; Metazoa; Arthropoda; Insecta; Lepidoptera; Plutellidae. Gene Ontology annotation, biological process: lipid homeostasis; fatty acid beta-oxidation using acyl-CoA oxidase.
UAAAACUUAUUUCACUUGUUCACGGAAGUAGUUAAAUAAAUAAUUAAUGAUGUAUGUAAAAAAACUCGGCAUAAUUAGACGGGAACUAAAAUUGCAUACAUUUUAAACAGGUCUACAUUGUGUGCCGUACAAUAUGUCAUUGACAGAAUAAUUAUGGGCAACAUUAAAGAAAUUGGUGUCGAAAAGUAAUCUUUAUCAUGAUGAAAUAAGGACUAAAGUCUCAGUUUAAUAUGUCUGGUAAGGUGAAGAAGUUGACCUGCAAAUACUGAAAUGUAUUCCCGAUAGCCAUACACUCAUUUAAAUCAGUGUUUAGUGGUUGCCUUUAAUCGUAAAAGGGUGUGUUAUUUAGAAAUUCACACCCAGUCAUAAUAUAUUUAGUAAAAUAGUAAUAAAUUUGAUUUCCUAUAUACAAAUUGAAUACUUAAGUAUACCACUCAUAAAUUAAAAAGUAGGCUCAAGCAAUGGCAGCCCACACAAUCAGUACAGCUGGAACAGUGAAUAAAGAUUUGGCCAACGAAAGAGCAAAGUGCAAUUUUAACAUCGAAGAAGUGACAAACUUACUUGAUGGCGGCAAGGAAAAUACUAUUAAAAGGAAAAAUAUAGAAAAUAUAUCACUGGAUUCAGGAGCACAUAUAGAUAAAAUCCCAGAAGAAUGUCUUGGUCCAAAGGAAAGAUAUGAAAAUGCUGUAAGGAAAUCUUGCGUUUAUGCCAAAAUUGUUAGAGACGAAGUGCUCACUAUGACUGGCAUGGAAAGCUUUGGGUCACCUGUACUGCGCCGCACUUCCGAUGCGUUUUUCAAGGAGAUAUCUCCGUUCCUGCUGCAUCUGGGCAUGUUCGUGCCCACCAUCAUGGGCCAGGCCACUCCGGAGCAGCAGGCCCAGUGGCUGCCCAGAGCUCUCAACAUGGAGAUACUUGGCACUUAUGCACAGACGGAAUUAGGUCACGGCACAUUCAUCAGAGGGCUGGAGACCACGGCGACGUAUGACCCUGAGACUGAGGAGUUCGUAUUCCACAGCCCCACGCUCACGGCUUACAAGUGGUGGGGAGGAGGCUUGGGAAAAACAGUUAACUACUGCAUUGUAGUAGCUCAACUGUACACCAAGGGUGUGUGCUACGGAACCCAUCCCUUCUUAGUCCAAAUCCGAGAUGAAGAAACCCAUAUGCCGUUGCCAGGCGUAUUCGUCGGCGAAGUGGGUCCAAGGAUGGGGUUCCAUACCGCUGACAACGGUUACUUAGGGUUUGACCACCACAGGGUACCGAGGAUGAAUAUGCUCAUGAAGAAUGCUCAAGUAUUAAAAGACGGCACAUACGUGAAGUCGGCCAAGCACGGCAAGCUGUCGUACGGCACGAUGGUGUUCGUGCGCGUGGAGCUCGUCUACGAGGUCGCCUUCAACCUCGCCAAGGCCGUCACCAUCGCCACCCGGUACUCCGCCGUCAGGAGGCAGUGCCAGCCGAGGCCUGAUCAACUAGAGCCUCAGAUCCUGGACUACGUGACGCAGCAGCACAAGCUGUUCAUCGGCAUCGCGACGGCGCACGCGCUGCAGUUCACCGGCUACUGGCUGUGGGACACCUUCGCCAGGGUCAUCGGCGAGAUGAAGGAGGGGAAGACUGAUACGCUGCCUGAGUUGCACGCCCUCGCGAGCUGCCUCAAAGCCGUCAGUACAUCCGACGCGGCUUCGCUCAUCGAGCAGUGCCGGUUCGCGUGCGGCGGCCACGGCUACAUGGCGUCCUCCAACCUUCCAGCUUUGUACACCUUUGUCACCGCCACCCGGACCUAUGAGGGGGACUACACCGUGCUGUUGUUGCAGACUGCCAGGUACCUCAUAAAAGCUUGGGAGCAAGCAGAGGAAGGUAAAGCUAUGACUCCAACGGUGUCUUACCUCGUCCACUCCGCAUAUAACCGAAAGGCAAAAUGGGACAAUAGCUGUGAAGGAAUCACCAGAGCGUUUUAUGCUGUUGCUGCAGGGAAAAUAGAAGCAAGUGUUAACAGCAUUAGGCGAAGAAUGAAGACUGGACUGUCUUUUGAGGAUGCCUGGGAGCUGACCACAGUUCAACUGGUUGCUGCUGCUGAGGCUCAUUGCCGUGCCGUGAUCAGCGACACCUACUGGAAGGAGACGGAGCGGAUGACGUCAUCAUCGUCGGCGAGUGUCCGCAGCGUCAUGCGACAGCUAAACGAGCUGUUCCUGGUAUACUGGGUCCUGGAGAGGACCGGGGACUUAAUGAUGUAUUCGACAAUAUCAGGCAAGGACGUGAUAGAGCUGCAGCAACGCUACGAGGAGUUGCUGUCGCUGCUGCGCCCCAACGCCGUGGGCCUGGUCGAGGCCUUCGACUUCCGGGACGAAAUUCUGAACUCCACCCUGGGUGCGUACGACGGGCGCGUGUACGAGCGGCUGAUGGAGGAGGCGCUGAAGAGCCCCCUCAACGCGGAGCCCGUCAACCAGAGCUUCCACCAGCACCUCAAGCCCUUCAUGCAGGGGAAACUGUAGACUU